GGUAAUAUUCCUCUUACUUCUAAUUUAUUAUUUCUUAAAUGUUCACUAAGCUGUAAGCUGACAAUACACUUGAAACAUUCCAAAUAAAUAAACAAACAAACAAACAAACGAAAAAAGCAGUGUUUACCACUCAGAUCGGCCUGUAGUCAGUGCAACGCACCAUCCCACUAACAUUCGAUUCACCACUUCUAAACAAAAAUUGAAGAAAAAGUGGACUGAAUUUAUGCCAAACGAAGGGAUGAUGUUUAAAAAAGUACAUUUAAUAUCAAAGUAGUUAUAAUUUUAGAUAUCAGAGAUUGAUCGAAACUUCUUUCAACAGCUCCAAAAGAUUUUACUCUGUAUCAGAAAAUGAGAUGGGUAAACAUAAUCAUUUCUGCAAGUCGUCGUUUUAUAGUACUUUUUUUCGUACCUAUUCACUCUAUUAUUAACAAAGGAAAACAAGUGACCUUCCUUGCAAACUCGCCCGGCUCGACAGGUCUUUUACUGCUUUCGCAGCCUAUAUAUGGAUUACAAGUUCAGAAUCGAGUACUCAAUGUUCUUCAUAUAUUGAUCACGUGAUAUGUGAAAGAAAUAAAACCCAUUCAGUUCUCAGUAUUCUGAGAAGUUUAUUCAAGAAGUUUAUUCAAGAACUUUAAAAAGCGACCUCGAAUAAACUUCUUGAAUAAACUUCUUGAGGCAAAUAAACGCUUAGUCUAACAAAUUUGAAAUACACAACCGGGGAAGUUGAUAACCGAUAAAAUACCGUAAAUCACUUUGACAGUGGCGCGACAAAGUGGCUUGACUUAAUUAACCUAACCAACCAUUUCCUUCUUAGUUAUGUUGCUCUCCACCUCCCCAUGGGAAGCCAUUGUAACUUCUUCUUGCAUUGUCCGUCUUCAUGCUGUUGUUCAUACCACUGAAGGCUCACGUACCUUUUUAUGUCCGAUAUCAAAGUUUGAGGGGCUUUUUUUUGACCUGGUAUAUUCCGAUGAUGACAUCUUGCCAAAGUAAAGCGGUAUGGAACAGAAUAGGUUUGAAGAAGUUACAUUAGGUAAUAUUUGUCAUUGUUGAGUGGCUUUAGCAUUAUUAACCGAACAAGCGAUAAGUUUGAAGUUUUGGACGACAGUUUAAGUUCAAAUAACCUGCGCCGGGGUUUAGACGUUGAAGACCUUUGCAACCUAAUUUUUAAUUUAUUGGUUCUUUCAAGGUGGCCUUUUAUCUCGCCAAAACCACCACCGGUCAUUCUAGCUUUGUUUCUAUACAGUAUCGUCCGCAGCAAAGUAGAAGCAUAUCGUAGAGGAAAGUAACAUGUAAUAGUUUUUGAAUGCUGAAACAUGCCACCAAGGAAUGGAUAAAGUGGCGAACAUCCACGAAAACGUAUUUAAUGCGGCAUUUCGUCAAACGAAUCUCCGUCAGAAGUGGGUUCAACCAUGUGUCUUCAAUUACUGAGGAAGAUUAAAAUAUUCCUUCUUAUAAUUUGGGUUCAAACUGCUUCAACACUGAGGCUGAAAUCAGGAAAGGAUUCUAUCCAAGAUAAAGACCAUAAAGCAUCGCGGCGUUUCCAUGUCAACGAUUAUCAGAACAGUUCUUUGGCUUCAAGACGAACCACAUACCGUAUUAACAUGCCAGCGAAGGUGGCAAAGCUUAUUCUCCCCCAAAUGACAAAUAAGAACCAGGAGACGAUUAUCAGAAUAUAUCCGGACAGAUCAGCUCCGACACAAAAUCAAAGUUCAGCAAAUUACAUGUUAAGCCUCAGUUACAAGAAGCUUAAUAAUGACGAUGUUUCAAAUAAACUCAAAAUUGGAAGGAGUGCCUGUUAUUACGGAUAUCGUCCAGGCUGCUGUUCGGUUUGUUGUCCCGGAUCGAUGUGUAACCCGUCCAUGAUACCAGGAUCGUGCAUGUGCUGUCCCCGUCCGAUUUGUCCACGGCCACCUUGCUGCUGUUGCUGCUGUUGUUCCAGCCCACCAGCCCCGCCACCACCACCACCGCCACCCCCAAAAAAGCCACCACCACCUCCCUGCCCUAUGGUGUGUCUUCCUUGCAACCCUUGCCCCAGACCUCCCCCGUGCCGUCCAAUAUGUAUACCCCGCCCGAUAAUCAGACCUUGUCAUCACCCAUGCCGCAUACCAGCACCGCCAGUAACUGGACCGAUCGAUGGGCCAUGUAUCUCUGCGCCACCUGUCAUGGGACCGUGCCAUCCGCCGUGUUUGCCCCAGAGACCAUUUUUGCCUGGUCCGCUUCAUUCUGCUCCACCAAUACAAGCUGGCAGACCAGUAGUGGUGGAUCAUCCUUUAAAAGGACCCCCUAUAUUCAUCGAUCAGUGUCGCGACGUCUUACCGGAAUGCAAGGAAUUUGCAAGGAGUGGAAUGUGUAACCAUCCGACGCCUUUCCACAGCAUUCAGCAAAUACGAAAAAUAUGUGCCUUCUCCUGCGGCAUUUGCAAUGAUUACGACGAGAACGCAGCGCUACUUCGUAGACACACAAAUUCUCCAGUUCAUGUUAGGCCGGCAGUACGUGCAAAACUUAACAGAGCCUUGGCACAGAUCAUCCGAAACCAAGACCUUGAAGGACAAUCCACUCUUAGACCUGAGCAGGACAAAGCUGGAUCUACCAAACUGGGAGAAGAAACUGGGGAGAAGAGAAGUCGUGACAUCAUCGAUUUUACACGCCAAGCAUUCGAUCGGAAGUUGCCAAGUGAUGUUGAACAAGACGGUUUAAGUGGAUCAGGGGCAACUUCUAAUAGCCUUGAAGAAACGGCAUCAAAAAAGAGUAACAAUGAGAAAAGAUAAAUACUUUAAAUUCUCCGGGAGAUAAUUGUCUUAUAGAAUAGGCAAGAUGCAUUGAAAAGAGACAACACGCCCAUUAAAACAAACAAAUGACGAUUUUUAUUUCUAAAGAAAUAAAGAAACUCAUAAUGAGUGUAAAAGUAGUCUCAGAGAUAAGAAUAAAAUUUGUAUUUUUAUGAUG
This is a messenger RNA of Orbicella faveolata, 2946 nucleotides long. RefSeq lists its product as uncharacterized. Lineage: Eukaryota; Metazoa; Cnidaria; Anthozoa; Scleractinia; Merulinidae. The record is from RefSeq and is a predicted model, not a curated record.